GACGUGCGAAAGCAACUUAUGAGUGAAGUAAAGGAUGCUAUGAAGAGUAAGGACACCGUAAAGUCAACGACUAUUCGCUCUGUUCUCGCCGAGGUCUACGCGGCAGACAAAGCGCCAGGAUCUGACGGAGCCGUCUCUUCUUCAUCUAUCUUGGCCAUUCUCCGGAAAGCCGUCCGCCGACGGGCAAGUCCCUUUAUGUCACUUGCUGACUCUGCUGCUGAAUUUGAAAAGGCCAACCGCACUGAUUUAGCGCAAAAAGAGAAGCAAGAAGCAGAACUCCUAGAGGUGUUUCUCCCGGCACUGCUGUCAGAGGCGGAAAUAGACCGCUUUAUCCGAGAAAUCAUUGCAGAACAACCUCAGCUUACGAGCGAACCCAACAAGAAAAGAGCCGCAGGCAUGCUAUUCAAGACGUUCUAUUCCAAGGUGGAUCGAUCGCUUGUCGACACGGAUCUUGUGCGAAGCAGAGCCGAAGCUCUGCUGGCCGAGGCGUCAUAG
Messenger RNA from Laetiporus sulphureus 93-53, 495 nucleotides. Its product is annotated as GatB/YqeY domain-containing protein. NCBI's taxonomy places the organism in Eukaryota, Fungi, Basidiomycota, Agaricomycetes, Polyporales, Laetiporaceae. The record is from RefSeq and is a predicted model, not a curated record. The coding region runs from base 19 to 495 and encodes 158 amino acids. Gene Ontology annotation, molecular function: carbon-nitrogen ligase activity, with glutamine as amido-N-donor. The transcript is spliced from 4 exons. Gene Ontology annotation, cellular component: mitochondrion.